UCGAGCAGGAGCUUUCAGAGAUCGCGAGCUCGUUUCUCGCCGAGCCGGUGGCGGAGAUUUUUUUUUUUUUCCUCCUCCUCCUCCCCGUCGCGGCGGCCUCCGUCCUCCUCCGCCCUCCUCCCGCUUCCGAGCAGUAGCGAACCCCGCGGCGAUGGCGGAGUUCGACCGCGAUGGCGAGUACGCGGGCGAUGGCGAGUUUGCCGGCGAUGGCGAGCCGGCCAACGGCGUCCCCGCGAGGGAGGCGGCGGCGGCCAAGGUCGAGGUCGAGUUCGAGCCGCCCCGCCAUGCUCGGCCUCGCGCUUCGGCUCCGGUUCUCCACGCCGUCCUCUACCGCAUGGUGUCCACCGUCCUGUUCCCCGACCACACCAGCAAGGCCUCGGGCGAGCCGCUCGUGCGGCGGGUCAAGAUCUCCCUCGCCGACGACGUCCCCCUGCUACCUGAAGCUUCCAGAGAGACCGGGCGCCGCAUCCUCCGCUGGACUCGCCGGGGCUCUCAUCUCCGCGCGCUGCUUGUCGUCUCGAUUGGAACAAUUGCUUUUCUCGCUUUGACGGGACUUCUUGUGUUCAUGCUCUUUUUCCUUGCGGCCACAAUCAAUGCAAUUGUCAUUUCUCUUCUGAUGUCUAUGGCUGCGGUAGGAGGUGUGUUGGCUCUGUUUCUUGCCUGUGUGACAGCUGUAUAUGUUGGUGCUCUGGCUAUUGCUGUUUUUGUUAUUUCUACAGCAACAUUCUGCGCAGUGCUAGCUGUUCUUGUAGCUACAGGUUGGAUAGGUUUUCUUUGGACUGUCUGGUUGGCAACUAAGAAAAGCGUGGACCUUGCAAAACAUUCCAUUGGUGCGACUGGUUCAGCCCUCUCAGCCUAUUCUACUGGUCGGCAUUUCCAUCACAACCGAGAACCCAAUAAAAUCUCGGAUUGAAGUGCCACUUUGGAUGUAUCUCCUUGAGUAAAUGUUGCCGGGGCUUUUUAUGGCGUGAUGAGCUGUUUUCCCUUCAGUGUUCAUGAUAUGUACAAAGCAGGCAAUGAUAAUAAUGGCUAUGCUCGUAUUUAUAUUUGUGUACAUGAGGUUUGGAAGCGUUAUCUGUAUCUGGUGCUGUUAAAUGUGGUUUUGUUGCAUCUUAUAAGUUAUAACUCAGUACAUAUGUGAAUUCAUAGUUUUGAUUAUCCCUAC
Messenger RNA from Eucalyptus grandis, 1165 nucleotides. RefSeq lists its product as uncharacterized. Bases 152 to 913 code for a protein of 253 amino acids. The transcript is spliced from 3 exons. The record is from RefSeq and is a predicted model, not a curated record. Lineage: Eukaryota; Viridiplantae; Streptophyta; Magnoliopsida; Myrtales; Myrtaceae.